Leucoraja erinaceus (little skate) is the source of this 1541-nucleotide messenger RNA. RefSeq names its product potassium voltage-gated channel, KQT-like subfamily, member 1.2 (gene kcnq1.2). Gene Ontology annotation, cellular component: membrane. Bases 66 to 1541 code for a protein of 491 amino acids. Gene Ontology annotation, molecular function: voltage-gated potassium channel activity. Gene Ontology annotation, biological process: transmembrane transport; potassium ion transport. NCBI's taxonomy places the organism in Eukaryota, Metazoa, Chordata, Chondrichthyes, Rajiformes, Rajidae. The record is from RefSeq and is a predicted model, not a curated record. The transcript is spliced from 13 exons.
GUGGAGAGUCCACUCCGUCUUGCCCAUGGAUUGAGAAGCAGACAGGACAGGACGGGCCAGCCGGCAUGAGAUACUGCAGCGAUGAAGCAGCGGACCAGGUGCCCAUGGACUGCCUCCAGGAGCAGGACGCGGCCACGGUGUACAAUGGUGCGGGCAUCCCCGGCAGCGCCGCCAGCCCACCCGUCCACUUCUACCGCCCCAACCUCGCCAGGACCAGCCUACAGGGAGACGUCUACAACUUCCUCGAGAGACCCAGCGGCUGGAAAUGUUUCUCGUACCACUUCUCCGUAUUCUUGAUGGUGUUGGUUUGUUUGAUAUUCAGUGUGCUAUCUACCAUAGACCAUUAUGCUGAUUUUGCGACAGGAACUCUCUUUUGGAUGGAAAUCGUGCUGGUGGUAUUCUUCGGGGUAGAGUACAUAGUCCGCCUGUGGGCCGCAGGGUGCAGGAGUAAAUACGUUGGUGUUAAAGGAAGGAUCCGGUUUGCCAGGAAACCCAUUUCAAUUAUCGAUCUGAUUGUCGUGAUUGCAUCGAUCAUAGUGCUCAGUGUUGGGUCAAAUGGACAAGUGUUUGCAACGUCUGCUAUCAGGGGUAUCCGCUUUCUUCAGAUCUUACGGAUGCUACACGUGGAUCGCCAAGGCGGUACCUGGAGGCUUCUGGGAUCGGUUGUGUUCAUUCAUCGCCAGGAACUCAUCACCACACUCUACAUAGGGUUUUUGGGCCUGAUAUUUUCUUCCUAUUUCGUGUAUCUGGCUGAGAAAGAUGCCGUGGAUGAGAAAGGGAUGACUGGCUUUGGAAGUUAUGCCGAUGCAUUAUGGUGGGGAGUGGUAACAGUUACAACGAUUGGAUAUGGUGACAAAGUUCCACAGACGUGGAUUGGAAAGACCAUAGCUUCUUGUUUCUCUGUGUUUGCCAUAUCUUUCUUUGCACUUCCAGCCGGUAUACUGGGAUCUGGAUUUGCUCUUAAAGUUCAACAGAAACAGCGUCAGAAGCACUUCAGUCGACAGAUACCUGCUGCAGCCUCUCUCAUUCAGACCUUAUGGAGAUGUUAUGCUGCAGAGAAGACCCAUAACUCCACUGCUACAUGGAAGAUGUAUGUCAUGCCCCCAGGUCACUCUUCCAAAAUUACAGCCACAUCAUCAAGUCCACAUGUGAGAAAACAGCUCAAGAAAUAUAAACGGAAAUGCAAAGCAGGGCAUGAUAAUGAAACUGCGUUCAUGGUAAACAGCGGUGAACACACACUGACAAUACCACGGAUCACCUUCGACCACGUCGAUGAGAAGGAAGACAAGAAAGAGGUCACUUUUUAUAUUGAUGACACAGCAGUGAGAAAACCUGCGAUUGAAGGUAGCCCGAAUGAUAUUUCACGGACCAGUAGUCUGGCUGACGGAAUGGAUUUGAUGGGUGAAGAAUCGGCACUGCCUGUGGUGACAGAUGUGUUACACUGCUGGUGCAUCUGCAAUCACAGCUUGCUGCAUCAAAGAGACGUUGAUGACAAGACCACACUUCACCAUGUCUGCUCUGCCCCCUCAGGGCCCGCCUAA